UCAAUUACUUUUCAGAUGCGAGGUAAUUCAACUUAUGUUCAAGCGUCAAAUAUAUUCAGUCAUCAAUUCAUUAAUUGUACAUGGCUGAUACAGAAUUACUUGGCUUGUAUUCAUUCAAAACAUUUCUGUAAUCACAAGUGCAUCCAUUAUUCAUCUGCUUCAGCUGACUGCAACGAUCGAACCACUAACGGCGUCACAGACUGUCCUCAGAAGGCACACUUAUGUAACAGCACGUUGUAUUACGACUAUAUGUCAGAGCAAUGUCCAAAAACUUGUAACCGCUGCCCACCUAUCAGUGAGCAUUUUUUUACUUGUCUCUGCUUUUAUAAUCUUAAUGUUGAUAUGAGGUCUGAUUUUGCUAUCGGACCAAUAUCACCAUGUAAGGACAAAGUUGGAGCAAACGGGACCAGUAACUGCGUCCAGAAUGCAGCACUUUGUUUCCAAGAGGCAUAUCGGAGUUUCAUGGCCGUUGAGUGUCCAAAAACAUGUGGACUCUGCUGA
Molecule: messenger RNA, 501 nt
Organism: Enterobius vermicularis (human pinworm)
Lineage: Eukaryota; Metazoa; Nematoda; Chromadorea; Rhabditida; Oxyuridae
Source: the annotation of a GenBank genome assembly